Molecule: messenger RNA, 3194 nt
Organism: Neofelis nebulosa (Clouded leopard)
Lineage: Eukaryota; Metazoa; Chordata; Mammalia; Carnivora; Felidae
Product: protein ATP6V1FNB
Exons: 2
Coding region: 1960-2592 (210 amino acids)
Source: RefSeq, a predicted model, not a curated record
CACGCCGCAGGGCAACAGAACCAAUGUGAAGUCUGCCUAUUCCUCCUUUCCUUGAGCACUUUUCCUGAGCACCAACUGUAUACCAGACAGUACCCCUAGAGGUGCUCUGGAGGUAACAGAUGCAGGGUUGAGCAGGACAGGACACAGAAAGCACAAGCUCUGUGAGGGAGGGACGUUUUGUCAGCUUUGUUCACUUGCAGCUUCUGGCACACAGAAACGCCUUCAGUACUGAAAGCACGGUUGGUGUUUACGGCCUGUUCAGACACCUUUGAUUAAAAAGGUGAUUGCACAAUUAACUGAUGACUGUUGUGAAUGCUCCAGAGGAGAUAUGCCAGGCCCAGGCUGUCCUACUUAACCAGCUGGCUCUUAAUCUUCCCAAAUGCCACAAACUUCUUCAUUGCCCUGGAUUUACCCCUGGGAAGACUGAGGGACAGAGGACAGUCUAGACAGCCGAACCCUUUCUUACUUUGGGGGAGUCCCAGCCUGCAACAUUCUGCCCCUACUCUUUGGUUACCUCGUGUUCACGGUUCAGGUCUCCAGCAAAGGGCACCUCCUCCAGGAAGCCUUCCCUGAUCGUCUUCCCAACUCCCUGCUCCCCUGGUUAUGAGUCUGUCUCCCCUGCUGACUGCGAAACCCUGAGGACGGGAAGCAAGUGGACUCUGUUCCUCCUCAUCUACCUUUAGUACCUGGCUCUGCCUGGCAACAGGGUCAAGAGCAAAUGAAUGUUGGUUGAAUGAAUAAAUGAGAGCAUACUGAGCAGAGUGGAAAGGUGAGUGGCCCUGGGGCAUUAUGGGUAACAUCCUUCUCACCGGUACUCAUGUCUGCAGCACACUGGUAAGAGAGGCAGAGCGUGUGAGGAUCCUGGAGGCUGACUUUAUGGUGCUGCGGGGUGACUGGCGGGUCCUCCUCUGCCCGUGCCCCGCUCCCUGUGCCUCUCGCAUGAUGCUGUCACAUUCUAUGGCAGAAUUUUGUGUCUGUCUCAAAUGGGUGUGGGUUUUGGAGUCAAUUCAUUUGGAGUGCAACCAGAUGAACGUUGCUGAGCCUCAGUUUCCUCAUCUGCAAAAGUGAUGGAAGAGAGCCUGCCAGGAAGUCACUGUGAGUAUUCCAGUGAGUGGGAUCACUGGGUAACGCCUCCAGCCCACGGCCCGGCACAGAGUAGGUGCCGGCACACCCCAGCGGUGCACCCUAGGGCUGGCACGUUGUUUCUGCAGGCCUCCACCCCCCAUCUGGAAAGGAGGUUAACGAGAGCCCCAGCAACUGAGGAACAUGGUUUAAGGCAGACAGAACUCAGCCCAGCAGCUGGCACCUAGCAGGUACUUGUGAAACAAGUACCUUGUUAAACAGCAGGUGACAUUCAGGGAGCGCUUCCUCCAGGCAGGCACCGUCCCAAGUUCUUACACCCCAGUCUAAUGCUUUUCUCUUAAUACUAAAAGUAAUUCCCGCUGUCAUUCCGAUGUUCAAAUGAUGCCAGGAAGCUAUCAAGUGUCAGAGCUGUGCCUGAGGAGCUGGGGUCCAGAGUUUCCAUGGCAACCCCCCGGCCAAAUGUCCAGAGCUUCCCGAGGGUGGACACUGGGCCUUCUUUGGACCUCCUUGGGUGCCUGUGCAUAGUAGGUGUGCUGAAUAGAAUAGAGGCUAUGGUACCCCGUGCAGCUCCCGGGGACCCUCUGAGUAUGAGGGGGAAAGAGUCCUCUGGGGUAGAAUACAGCCUCCUGCCAGGCACCCUGGGUAGGUUGUGGCCAGCCUCUGCUCCCUUUCCCAGCCUGGUCUGUCCUAUUGCCGGUGAGUGGCCCUAGUCCCCCUCCCCUGACGUGGCCCAGCCCCUCCUCUCCAGCCUUGGCAACCCAGCCCUCAUUGGCUGCACGUAUCCUUGGAGAUGGACACCAGCAGAGCAAACACAGGCCUAAGAAGGGCUACGGGGCAGAAUGGUUCCUCCCUCUCCUCUCCUUCCCCCUCACUGCCAUGAGGGAUCUGUGCACCACCCAGAACCAAGCCUGCUGGCAAGAGUGCAUCCGGAAGGAGGCCGCAGCCCAGGUCGCCUGGAAGAUCCACUAUGGCCACAAGUACCUAAAGGGGGGGCCCACGCCCAGGAAGCGGGUCCAGCGGGCCCCCUUCGGCUCAGCCUUGGCUGCCACCAGCUCCCCUGAGAGCAAGAGGGUACAGGUCAGGUGGCCAGAGUCCAAGGGGGUCAGGGAUCAGCUGUCUGGGGGAGGGGGUGUCCAGGGCCCGUCGCCCAAGGGAAACAAAGUCUGGGAGGCCCAAAGAGCAACUCAAGGGCCGUCAGUCCAGCCCAAGCCAGAGGGCUUAGAAAUGAGGCAGGUUCCCCCCAGCACCCUGCAGUUGUUCUUCCAAGGCCUCUCUCACGAUGGCCAAGGCCGGGCCUUGUACCUCCAGGAGCGGCAUCGCCAGAAGCCUGAGGAGAAGUUUCUGUACCCGAUCCUGUCAUCCUGGGAGUACGGCUGGCACGUAGGGGACACAGGUGCCAUGAAGGACACCAGGGCUCCGACUUAUGCCAGGCGCCAGCCCAUCACAAAGACCUUUUACAUCAAAAGCGGCGUCUUCCAUUUUCCACGGCGAACAGACCAGCUAAUGUGAACUCGCUGGGGGUUCAGAAGCUGCUCCUGCUUCUUCCUAUCAUCUGUGUGGACCCUGCCGAGCAGAGAUGCUGCCAGCCCCAGCCACCCUCCCUCUGUUGUGUCCAGCCCUGUCUCCUGUCUACCUUGGGCACCCCUCCAGGAUUCACGGUGGCCCACCUGCUGCCUCUUGUAUGUCCUCAGAGAAUCAGCUCCUUGCAGAGCCCCCAAACCCUCCAUCACCAGCAACGUGUAGGGUGCUAGCUGCUCUCCUGGGGAGAAACAGUGGGGUCUCCCAUGUGCUCCAGCAGCAGAGUGGUGGGGGUGGGGGUGGGGGGGCAGGGGAGGGGCUCACUAAGAUCUUAUUAUGGUGCUAAGUGGAGGAGGGGACUCUCUCCCAGUCUUUACUUGCUCUUCAUUUUAUCAAAGGGACCCACAGCAGAAUUGCUUGGUCCCUGUGUAUCCCACAGUUUAGGGAAGAAGUGGUUUCCAUGUUGACUUGCUGUUUCUCUCACCACCCACCCCACAAAGAGCCUGCAUGGGUCAGGUUUGCUUUGCUGCUGUAACAAACAGCCACUACAUCCCACUUGCUUUAACCAGUAAAGAUAUAUUUCUUACAACACA